AUGGCACACCCUGUAGGAUCGUCGUCCCACCCCGUCCAGAUCCCUGCGUUGGAGAGCCCGCAUGCGGCUGAUACGCCGGCUGCUGCUGCUGCACCCAAUGCUGAAAAGAAACCAAAGGAGAAAAAACCAAAGGUUGCGAAUGCUGCAACUGGAUACCCCCUAGAGCUUCAACCCCGUCCAGAGUUCUUCGAUCAUCGUAUCAAGAUGUUCGAAGAGCUCAAGGCUGAAUACGAUGCGUUUGUCGCUGCGCAGCCUAGAGAAGAGAUCACCGUCACUAUGCCGGAUGGAUCGGAGAGAAAGGCGACGAGCUGGGAGACAAGCCCAAUGGACGUCGCGAAAGAGGUCUCGAAGAGCUUGUCAGAGCGCAUUGUCAUUGCCAAAGUUGAUGGCACGCUCUGGGACUUGGAACGACCCCUUGAAAAGUCGUGUAAACUCGAGUUGUUGGACUUUGAGCAUCCUGAAGGAAAGAAGGUCUUCUGGCACUCGUCUGCACAUGUCCUUGGUGAAGCUGCUGAGCGUCACUACGGCUGCCACCUUUGCCUAGGGCCCCCUACGGACGAUGGUUUCUUCUAUGAGAUGGCCAUCAACGACCGACCUGUCAGCAAUGCCGACUAUCCCGCUCUUGAGAAGGUUUCUGAGAGCGCGAUCAAGGAUAAGCAGAAAUUCGAGAGACUUGUCGUGUCAAAGGAAAAGCUUUUGGAGAUGUUCCACUACAACAAAUACAAAAAGUAUCUUAUCGAGACUAAAGUCCCUGACGGCACCUCGACGACUGUAUACCGAUGCGGCCCUAUGAUUGAUCUUUGCGUUGGACCUCAUAUUCCUCACACUGGCAAGAUCAAGGCAUUCAUGGUCACCAAGAACUCGGCCUCGUAUUUCUUGGGAGACAACACCAACGAUUCUCUGCAACGAAUUUACGGAAUCUCUUUCCCUGACAAGAAGCAGCUUGCGGACUACAAGGCUUUCCUCGCUGAGGCUGCUAAGCGCGACCAUCGCAAGAUUGGAAAGGACCAGGAACUGUUCUUCUUCAAUGACUUGAGCCCUGGAAGUUGUUUCUUCCUGCCACAUGGAACGCGCAUAUAUAACUCCUUGGUCGAGCUCAUGCGACAAGAAUAUUUCAAACGCGGAUACCAGGAGGUCAUCUCUCCGAACAUGUACAACAGCAAGCUGUGGGAGACCUCGGGACACUGGCAGAACUAUAAGGACGACAUGUUCGUGCUGGACGUCGAGAAGGAGAAAUGGGCUCUCAAGCCUAUGAACUGCCCCGGGCAUUGUCUGAUCUUCGACUCCCGAGACCGAAGCUACAAAGAACUGCCGAUCCGGAUGGCAGAGUUCGGAAUCAUCCACAGGAACGAAGCGAGCGGCGCGUUGACCGGCUUGACGCGCGUUCGGAGGUUCGUGCAGGACGACACGCAUGUAUUCUGCAUGCCCUCGCAGCUUGAAGAUGAGAUUAGCGCGUUGUUCGAUUUCAUGCAGCACAUCUAUGGUCUUUUCGGAUUCGAGUUCCAUCUCGAACUGUCUACGCGUCCCGAUAACUAUCUAGGCGAGAUUGAGACCUGGAACGUUGCCGAGGAACAAUUGACGCAAGCGCUCAACAAGCACUAUCCCGGAAAAUGGGAGAUCAACCCAGGCGAUGGCGCGUUCUACGGCCCCAAGAUCGAUAUCACGAUCCGCGACGCGCUCCGCCGCUCCUUCCAGUGCGCGACGAUCCAGCUCGACUUCCAGCUGCCUGAGCGCUUCAACCUGCGCUACCGCUCCGCCGACGAGUCGGUCAUGCCCCGCCCCGUCAUCAUCCACCGCGCGAUUCUCGGCAGUCUGGAAAGGUUUAUUGCUAUCAUUACAGAACACUUUGCGGGCAAAUGGCCUUUCUGGCUAUCGCCUAGACAGAUCUUGGUGAUCCCUGUUGCUGCCCCCUAUAAAGACUACGCAGCGGAAAUCACAAACCGUCUUACGUCGCUGGGCCUGUAUGCUGAUGUAGAUAACGGCGAAAACACACUGCCCAAGAAGAUUCGAAACGGCGAGAUCGCGCAGUACAACUUCAUCCUGGUCGUUGGCCAAGAGGAGCUCGAUGCCCGCUCAGUAAACGUGCGAAAUCGCGACGACGUCGGUACCAAGGCGAAGGGUGAGAUGGUCUCCCUUGAGACUGUCAUCGAGCAAUUUGUUGCGUUAAAGAAAUCACGCAGCCUCGAGAACAAACUUCUGUAA
Messenger RNA from Psilocybe cubensis, 2202 nucleotides. RefSeq lists its product as uncharacterized. Gene Ontology annotation, biological process: threonyl-tRNA aminoacylation. Bases 1 to 2202 code for a protein of 733 amino acids. The record is from RefSeq and is a predicted model, not a curated record. Gene Ontology annotation, cellular component: cytoplasm. Gene Ontology annotation, molecular function: threonine-tRNA ligase activity; ATP binding. The transcript has 14 exons. NCBI's taxonomy places the organism in Eukaryota, Fungi, Basidiomycota, Agaricomycetes, Agaricales, Agrocybaceae.